ACGUCAAGUUUGCGCGCUCAAAACACUGGCACUGGUGAAAUUCCGUGCAGCGCGUAACUACGGUUUUUAGUUUUCAAUCAGUGAUCUAUUUUUGUUUUAAUUUAAAAAUUGUGUUUGCAUCUUUUAUCUGGUAGUGAUGAAGUGCCAAAUUCCUGAAAUAUCGUGGCACAAUCGUGAUCCAGUGCUGAGCGUUGACAUACAACCAAAAGCGGCAACCGACAAGAGUGACUUCUACCGGCUGGCCUCCGGUGGCACGGAUACCCAUGUUUUGAUUUGGUAUAUGACUCAGAAUGCAGAUUGUGGAACAAUUUCACUGGAUAUUGUUGCCGAUCUGGCUCGCCAUCAACGAGCUGUUAAUGCAGUGCGAUGGUCUCCGAAUGGAGAACUGCUAGCGUCUGGAGAUGAUGAAAGUGUUAUCUUCAUUUGGAAGCAGAAGGGCGAAACCGAGGUACUCAACAUUGUCGAUGCAACCAAUGAACAGGACAAAGAGAUUUGGAUCACAUUGAAGAUACUUCGUGGUCAUAUGGAGGAUGUGUACGAUCUGUGCUGGUCACCGAAUUCGAUGUACUUGGUCAGUGGCUCCGUGGACAACACGGCCAUGGUUUGGGACGUCAACAAGGGUAAAUCACAGCACAUCUUUUCCGAUCACAAAGGUUUUGUACAGGGUGUUGCUUGGGAUCCGAAAAAUCAGUACCUGGCCACACUUAGCACCGACCGGUAUUUUCGGGUGUUUGAUUUGCACUCGAAAAAAGUGCUAACCAGAAGCAACAAAAGUCUGCUGCCAGUGGGAAAGGAUUCACCCUUGCACGGGCAUACGAUUCGCUUGUAUCAUGACGAUACACUGCAGACUUUCUUUCGUCGCUUGAGUUUCAGUCCAGAUGGAAAUUUGAUUGUUACACCGGCUGGUGUGGCGGAGAUUCCCGGUGUCCCCAAACCACUCAAUACGACCUAUAUUUACACAAGGAACUCUUUGCGACAGCCUUCAAUUACUCUACCAUCACCCGAUCAGUACACGGUAGCGGUUCGAUUCUGCCCUCGCUAUUUUAAGCUGCGACCUCACCCCGACAAUAAACCGCCUGUAAUACCCCUGCCGUACAGAAUGAUCUUUGCUAUCGCUACCAAAAGUUCCGUUUACCUGUACGACACUCAACAGAAAUCGCCAUUUGCUUUGAUAUCAAACAUACACUACACUCGCCUGACGGAUUUGUCUUGGUCGGGAGAUGGUAAAAUUCUAAUUGUUUCAUCAACUGACGGUUUUUGUUCGCUGAUAUCGUUUACCGAGGCUGAAUUAGGUGAGGUUCAUGUGUUAGAGUCGACGGAAGAGUCGGCAGGAGUGGAGAAGGAAAAGACCCCUGUGAAAAAGGCAACUGCAGGCAGAAAAAAAUCCAAGGAUGGAAAAGAUGACGAUAAGGAAAAGAAGGAUUCCAAGUUGGAACCUGUUAUAGAAGAAACAGUCGUAGCAGCGGCGAAGGAAGUUGAGAUUGAAAGCAAAUCGAGCGCGGACUCACAAAAAGAUGUAAAACCAGCACAACCUAUCGCUUUUCGGCGAAAACCGAAGGAUGAGACAGAUAAAAAGGUGGAUGAAACAGACAAUAAGCCAAAGCCAAUAGAAAUUCGGCGUAAACCAAAACCGGAUGAAAAAGAAGAAAAACCUGCCCAGCCGAUCGCUGUAAAACGGAAGCCAAAAGAAAGUGAAUCCUCCAGUGUUAGUCCAGAAACGAAAGACACUGAAUCCCGAAAACGACCGCGAUCCAACAGUGCCGAAAAGAAUGGCCAACCUGAGGACGCCAGGUCAUCCGUAGCAGUUCGCCGAAUUGCACUGGAAAGCGGUGAUUCGAAGGGAGGAAUAAUCGUUAAAGAAAUCCCCCCCGUAAAAACACCAGACGAAAAGAUUGUCCAACCAGCUAAGGAAAUCAUCAUCGAGGCUGAGAAGAUAAUUAGCAGUGAGGAAAAAUUUGAGAGUCCGUCUAAGACUAAUCGUCCAGCGACUCCGAUCGCUGUUCGGCGUCAUCCACGAACGCCAUCCUCUGGCGUUUCGGAACACUCGGAUCGUGAUUCAUCCACUACCCCGAAACCGGCUGUGAAAAAAGCAGCAACCCCAAUCGCUGUGCGGAGGCAACCACGCUGUUUGGCCCCGGAGCCAGAACGCCCCCGUACGGUUAAACCCUCCAGCAUCGAAGAGGAUGCUGUGGAUACCUGGCCUAUCGAUCAACCUAAACCGGAGCUCAAAUCCUGUGCUUCCUCUCAUGCUGAAUGUGAACAGACCCGAGAUAUAAAGCUGGUAGUUUCGGAUGACGAUGAAGAUGACAAGGAGUCUGAGGAGGCAACCACAGCUCCCGCCGUGGUGACGACUCCCAAGACUCCCCGGCGGGUGGAGUUCCGCACCAUUUCAACGCCGAAAUCCAAGAAGAAGCUGCUAUGAAAAUUUCGGCGAAUAUCGCAUUCUUUUCAAAUAUAAAUAUUUUUUUAUUGAAAAUAUAGAUUUUUUG
Messenger RNA from Wyeomyia smithii (pitcher-plant mosquito), 2489 nucleotides. RefSeq names its product chromatin assembly factor 1 subunit B (gene Caf1-105). Gene Ontology annotation, biological process: DNA replication-dependent chromatin assembly; nucleosome assembly. Lineage: Eukaryota; Metazoa; Arthropoda; Insecta; Diptera; Culicidae. The coding region runs from base 137 to 2422 and encodes 761 amino acids. Gene Ontology annotation, molecular function: protein binding. The record is from RefSeq and is a predicted model, not a curated record. The transcript has 4 exons. Gene Ontology annotation, cellular component: nucleus; CAF-1 complex.